Naegleria gruberi is the source of this 2122-nucleotide messenger RNA. RefSeq names its product proliferating-cell nucleolar antigen p120. Gene Ontology annotation, molecular function: rRNA (cytosine-C5-)-methyltransferase activity; RNA binding. NCBI's taxonomy places the organism in Eukaryota, Heterolobosea, Eutetramitea, Acrasida, Naegleriidae. The coding region runs from base 1 to 2109 and encodes 702 amino acids. The record is from RefSeq and is a predicted model, not a curated record. The transcript has a single exon. Gene Ontology annotation, cellular component: nucleolus. Gene Ontology annotation, biological process: rRNA base methylation; maturation of LSU-rRNA.
AUGCCUUCAUCCAAAGCUGCACUCUUAAGCAAGAUCAAGAACGCAAAGGCCUCUGUGAAGGUCGCUCCUAAACAACAAGAACAAGUAUCUUCGGAAGAAAAGAAGAAACCUGUCAAGGUUACACAAAAUCAAGUACCAAAGAAGGAAGAUAAGAAGAGAAAACUUGAAGUUCAAGAAGAAGAAGAAGAAGAGGAUGUUCAAUUAAUGGGAGCUGAUGAUAUUGAUUUGGAUGAUUUUUCUGAUGAAGAUGAUAUGGGUGAUAAUGAUGAAUUCGAUGAAGAAUUAGAAGAUGACGAUUUCUUUACAAAGAAAAAGCCAACCACUACAUCCUCGACGAAAUCAAACAAACAACAACCAACAAAGAAGCGAAAGCAAGAAGAAGACGAAGAUGAUGAAGAUGACGAUGAAGAAGAAGAACAAGUAAACAAAAAGAAAAAGAAAGUCUUUUCCGAAGAAAACUUUUUCGAAAAUGAUGAGGAUGAAGAUGAUGACUUCUCUGAAUAUACUGAGGAAGAACGUAAAAGAUUGGAACAACUUUCUGGUAUGGAACGUGAACGAUUGGCACAAAUAGAAGAAGAAUCGAGAUUAGAAAUGGCUGAUGAUGCAACCAGACAAGAAAAACCAACUGUUAUGGCCAAUUAUUUGGAAGACCAUGAAGAAUUGCCAGAGGCAGGAGAAGAUCAAGAUAUUGGUAUUGCUGGUGUUACUGAAGAUUUGACUAAAAUUCAUGAACGUAUUCAAGAAAAUCUUGCAGUUUUGGCAAACUUUAAAGAUUUGCGUGAAGAUGGAUUUACUCGUGAAGAUUAUCUCAAUUUGUUAAAGACUGACUUGUCACUCUAUUAUGGUUACAACUCUGAAUUGAUUGACGUUUUUGCUUCAAUGUUUUCUUUACCUGAAUUAAUUGAAUUUUUGGAAGCUAACGAAAAGCCACGUCCUCUUACAAUCAGAAGUAACAUUUUGAAAACAAGAAGAAGAGAACUUGCUCAAAAUUUGAUUAAUCGUGGUAUUAACUUGGAUCCUCUUGAUAAGUGGUCAAAGGCUGGUUUGAAGAUUUAUGAUGCUAACGUACCAGUCGGUGCCACUCCUGAAUAUUUGGCUGGUCAUUACAUGUUACAAGGUGCUUCAUCAUUCUUGCCUGUCAUGGCUCUUGCUCCAAAAGAAAAUGAAAAAGUUAUUGAUAUGGCUGCUGCUCCUGGUGGUAAGACAACAUACUUAUCAGCCCUCAUGAAGAAUACUGGUGUCAUUUUUGCUAAUGAUGUCAAUGUAGAUCGUACAAAGGCCUUAAUAGCAAAUAUUCACCGUAUGGGUUGUCGUAAUUGUAUUGUUGCCAAUUAUGAUGGUCGUGAUAUGCCACAAAUUUUACCAACUAAGGUUGACCGUGUCUUGCUUGAUGCUCCUUGUACUGGUUUGGGUGUUAUUUCACGUGAUCCUUCGAUAAAAUCUCAAAAGGGUAAGAAGGAUAUUGAACUUUUGUGUAAAUUGCAAAGAGAAUUAAUUUUGGCUGCCAUUGAUUGUGUUGAUGCUGAUUCUGAAACUGGUGGUUAUAUUGUAUAUUCUACUUGUAGUGUCAGUGUUGAUGAAAAUGAAGCUGUUGUCAAUUAUGCUCUCAAGAAGAGACAUGUCAAGAUUGUUCCAACUGGUCUUCAAUUUGGUACUCCAGGUUUUAUUAAGAUUGGUGAACGUCAUUUCGAUCCAAGCUUGAAAUUAACCAUGCGUUAUUUCCCUCAUGUUCACAACAUGGAUGGUUUCUAUGUUUGUAAAUUGAAAAAGUUGAAGAAUGGUAAGAAACUUUCUGAAGAAGAACAAGUUCGUGAAGAAAAGAAUGAACAAAGGAUUCAAAAAGACAAGUCUGAUGAAAAGAAUCGUAGAAUUAGAGAUCAAAAGGAUAGAGAAGAUAAGAAUAAGAAAUUAUUGGAAGAAGCCAUUAAACUUGCCAAUGGUAACGAGCAAGCAGGUAUUGAGCUUUUCCAAAAGAGAAAGGAAGAAUUGUCACUGAGCCGAAAGAAAUUCAAGACAAACAAACGUUCAGAAGACAAGUUUAGACCAAUACACGAGAGAAAGAAGAGUGGAAACAGAAAGCAAAAGGGAGAAAAUAUGAAUUACGUAUAAAUUAUCUUUCUUU